UUUGCUCAGCUUCAGUGUGUAGACUACUAAGUGGACCUCGCCUUACAGUGAUCUUCUUGUUCAGGACCCUUUUGGGCUUACUGAGUGAAACCAUUUCAGCAGUAGUUGGGACACCUAUUUUUUUUCUGCAUUGAACACAUGAAAGCAAUCAACAUGCGAAAUUUUGUGUCAGGCCCAACUCCCCACCAAUGUCGGUCUUGUACAAAAAUGCUGGCUUGGUUGAAAUAGACCUGUGUUACUGAAUUGAAAUGAGACAGGGUUUCAGAAAACUAAUAAUCAUGCCACAAAAAAAAAAGAAAAUCAUUGAUUACUACAUUUCCAGAAAAUCCAAUCAAAUUAAAAGAGAAACAGUUGUUUCCCACAAUAUUUGAAAUCACUUAAAUUAAAGGUUGGACUUCUGGAAAAACAACACAAAAAAUUCAGAGUGAGAUUAUGUCACUGCCAUAAAAAGAUUAAUUUUCUUUUAAAGCUUUUUGGCCUUCAUCAGGGGUGCCAAUGAUGCACUGUAGAUCCCUAGAUUUCUGACUAUUCCUCAUUUUGUCCAGCAGGGGACCGAGCAGGGGGAAAAAUGUGGGAGGAAAGAAUGAGUCCAGGCAGGGAACUGAGUCAGCAGCUGCUGCGGUGCCUCUCUUCUUCCGUGGAUCGACUUCAGCCCCGUUAAUAAAUGUUAACAUCUUUUUUUUGUUGUUGUACUGAAAACUGUGGUCGGGAGCGGCCCUAGUGUGGAGUAAGCGGCGCAUUUUGGGGGAAAUAAGAGGAAAUAGAAGAGGACCGUCUUGUUUCGCUGAGGCAUCGUUUCACCCAAGCCACCCAUGUCUCUCAGAGUUUCAGCCAUGAGUGUUUUUCCUCCGAUACGACGGGACCGAGUCAUUGCUCAGCUCCCUCGGGCUUUCAUAAAAGAGGCGGCUCUUAAUGUUACGGAAGAUUUCAACAACAAAGUGAGGACUGCCUGCCAGGAGCAGCGGACCGGCACCGUGGGAUUUAAAAUCUCCAAGGUCAUUGUGGUUGGUGAUCUGGCUGUGGGGAAAACCUGCCUGAUUAAUAGAUUUUGCAAGGAUGCCUUUGAUAAGAACUACAAGGCAACGAUUGGUGUUGAUUUUGAGAUGGAGCGCUUUGAGGUGCUCGGUGUCCCUUUCAGCCUGCAGCUGUGGGACACUGCGGGCCAAGAACGGUUCAAGUGCAUUGCUUCCACAUACUACAGAGGAGCUCAGGUUGUGAUAAUCGCCUUUGACGUAAAUGACAUUGCCUCUUUAAGCCAUACAAGGCAGUGGCUUGAGGACGCCUUAAGAGAGAACGACCCCACCAGUGUUCAGCUUUUCCUCGUUGGCACAAAAAAGGACCUGAGUUCUCCUGCUCAGUAUUCUCGGAUCGAACAGGAUGCCCUGAAAUUUGCAAAAGAGAUCCAUGCAGAGUAUUGGGCUGUUUCAUCGCUGACGGGGGAAAAUGUCAAAGAGUUUUUCUUUCGAGUCGCUGCUUUGGCCUUUGAGACAAACGUUCUCGCUGAGUUGGAGAAAAGUGGAUCAAGGCAGAUUGGAGAUGUUGUCAGAAUAAACAGCCCUUCAAGCAAUUUGUACACUACAACAAAGAAGAAGCAAGGAAACUGCUGUCAGUAAGGACAAGAUAAAGUUUUUAUUUUAUUUUUUUUUUAAAUCCAAAUGCACAGACACUGCAUGAGGCUUUUUCUCGGCAGUAGAUGAGCGUCAUGGCUGCCGUCCAGCUUAGUUGGGAGGAAUUUCUGUGGCCACAGAGGGAGGGGGGCAUUUCAUGGCAUGUUUACAGUCCAUUUUCUUUUCUUUUUUUUUUUUUUUUCCUGGCCAGAGAAGGUUUCCUCUAUGGGAAAAGUGAGGAUUUUUGUGGUGUUGCUCAGUUUUAUACCGUAUGUCUAGACUUUAAAACAGUAUGAUGUGAUGUGCCCCAGGAAUACCAAAGAGUUUUUAGACGCUUACUGUGCUUAAAGUUCUGGUUUUGCUGCUGUAGUGUGUUACACAAUCAAUUGUAUGGUACAUUUUUAACCCACGAAUAGACUUAAAGUUUUAACAUUUUUUAAAAAUCUAAUUCCUGCCCUCAACCCAUCUGUUCAUGGACUCUCACUUGAGAGAAAGGGAAACAGACGUGAGCAAAGUGGAGACUUGGCGAGGUGUUUUCAGAGUCAUCAGCUACAGCACCUUCUAGACUUAUUGGAAACUUGAUAAAAAUGUGUAAAUUGCUUUGAUAUGAAUGUGUCUUUUAAAGCAGUAGCAUCAUUUAUUAAUUAAAUUCCAGCUUUUACUUUAGUAGAUUUUUUUUUUUUUUACCAAAUCAUUGGUGGUAUAAUCCCUAGCACCCUUUACAAUAAGUUGAAUGAAACUGUCCAUCCAUACAUUAUCUACAACUGCUUGUCUUUGCAGGUUUGCAGGGAUGGGGGGUGGGCAGACGCCCAUCUUCAGCGAUUAUUGGGCGAGAGGCAGGGUAAACCUGGACAGGACUCAAAGAGAUACAAAACAACCAUGCGCGCACUCAUACCUAAUGACAAUUUAGAGUUACCAAUUAACCUUAGUCAUGUUUUCUGUGGCGCAGUGGGUAGCGCUGUUGCCUUUCAGCAAGAACACUGCAAAAACGGAUCUAAACAUAAGUAAAAUGUUCUCAAAAAUAGUGUGUUUGUCAUAGAUUUGAGCAGAUGAAUAAGAUUAUCUGCCAAUGGAAUGAGUAUUUUGAUCCCUAAAAUAAGAUAAUUAGAUACACUGCAUUUGA
Messenger RNA from Fundulus heteroclitus (mummichog), 2730 nucleotides. It is a transcript of the gene rab34a, whose product is annotated as RAB34, member RAS oncogene family a. The coding region runs from base 813 to 1613 and encodes 266 amino acids. Gene Ontology annotation, molecular function: GTP binding; GTPase activity. The record is from RefSeq and is a predicted model, not a curated record. Gene Ontology annotation, biological process: endocytosis; phagosome-lysosome fusion. The transcript has 11 exons. Lineage: Eukaryota; Metazoa; Chordata; Actinopteri; Cyprinodontiformes; Fundulidae.